AUGGAUGUGUCGAGGAUAGAAUCUAUUCAAGGGAUGGACUUUUUUUCUGGAAAAACAUCUCCAACGUUUGAAGCCCUAAUUCUCCAUCGCUCACUCACUUCACUCCCGCGCUCCAAAUUAAAGCUUCGAUCAGUUAUUUCCAUAAGUUUGAGGUUGAUCCAUGGAUCCAGAAGCUGCCCGAACUGCCCGGGAAUCCCUGGAGUUGCACUUGCUGCUGUUGUCAAGGAGUUCCGCCGGGACCCACCAUUAACCACCACCACCACAACACCACCAUCUCCACCGCUUCCUUGA
Molecule: messenger RNA, 291 nt
Organism: Lactuca virosa
Lineage: Eukaryota; Viridiplantae; Streptophyta; Magnoliopsida; Asterales; Asteraceae
Source: the annotation of a GenBank genome assembly